GAUGCCAGUCCGUGAGACUUGAAGUCGAGGGACAAUGAGAGGAAGAGAAGGACGGAGGCAAGUAUAAGAGCUCAGGUGUUCUUCACCCCGGAAUCCUCAUCGACAGAACAACCACAGCGGUCUGUCUACUAGAUCACAAAAAAGCAGCACAAGCAACGACCACUCCGACACAAGACAGCACCAUGAAGCUCAUCCUCCUCUUCACCUUCCUCGUCGGCCUGGCCGUGGCCGGCGAAACCAUCAACCUCAACAACCGCGCCGCCAAGCUCCCUCGCAAACAGACUUAUCGACCUGGCAAGUUCUCCGACCCUUAUGUCUCCCAUCCAUCGUCGAAACCCGCCAAUAGCCCAGCCGACUACAAGACCUCAACCGACGAGGCCACCCUCCAGCGGUCUACCGUCACCCUCAAGAAGCUUCCCGAUCAGUACAUCGACGCCGGUCUCUCUAAGCGAAGAGAAAGCUUCAAAGCUCUGAAGCAAUUCCGCAGACAAGUCUCCGCAGCCGAUUUCUUCGAGUGCUACAACUCUAACCCCACCCCCUCAACCGCCGACUGCACAACCCUCACCACCCAAGUCCUCGCCUCCAACCAAGAGCUGGUGGUGACCGCCAACGCCUGUCUGGUCUUUACCUACAGAUCUUGUCAAGCCUUCUUCUGCUCGUUGUGCUCGACGUUGAGCACCAGCACCGAUUUCAUCGGGAACCAGCUGGAUACGUUGGAGGCGCUGUGCGUGGAGAAUGGACAGGUGGGAACGAUUGUGGGAGAGGGGGAGGCGGGGUGGGAUGUUGGGUUUGUGAGUCCCGGGAGUGGGUUGCCUAGUUAUGAUGUUUGUUAGGGGGAAGGGAGAGAAGGGCGUGGGUUGAGGGCUUGGUGAUGGGUUUUCUACUUGGGGUGGGUUUGUUCUGGCUAUCUUUCAGAUAUGAAAAUACUUAGCCUGAUACCUUGCUUCCAGGCCUUUAUUAGGAGAUAGGAUAGGUCUCGAACUAGCAACCCUCCCAAGGCUGAACUAAGGACCAAAGGUUAUGGGUUGAAA
Neurospora tetraspora is the source of this 1031-nucleotide messenger RNA. RefSeq lists its product as uncharacterized. The transcript is spliced from 2 exons. The coding region runs from base 183 to 833 and encodes 216 amino acids. NCBI's taxonomy places the organism in Eukaryota, Fungi, Ascomycota, Sordariomycetes, Sordariales, Sordariaceae. The record is from RefSeq and is a predicted model, not a curated record.